AUGGAGUACUGGACGGACGGCACGUUGUUGGACUACUACGACGAGGUGGAGUACACGGGCGAGAGCGAGGCGUACGUGUGGUUCGCGCAGCUGUGCUCGGCGCUCGAGUACGUACACGACCGCGGUUUUGCGCACCGCGACGUUAAAAUGGACAACGUGCUGCUGGACCGGCGGCGUCGCGUCCGGCUGGCCGACUUCGGCAUGUGCGCGGCCGUGACGCGACCCGACCGCCGCCGUCCCGUCGGCCGCGUCCCCGUCGUCGUCCCGUGCCGGUCGGUGUGCGGCAGCUCGCUGUACAUGUCGCCCGAACUGCUGGCCCACGGCCCGUACCACGGACAGCUGGCCGACGUCUGGGCCGCCGGCGUGCUGCUCCACUGCCUGGUGACCGGACGGUUCCCGUUCCCAUGCGUGGACGGGCGCGCCGACGACCCGCUACUGGUGCGUUAG
This is a messenger RNA of Sipha flava (yellow sugarcane aphid), 447 nucleotides long. RefSeq names its product CBL-interacting protein kinase 25-like. The record is from RefSeq and is a predicted model, not a curated record. The transcript has a single exon. Gene Ontology annotation, molecular function: ATP binding; protein serine/threonine kinase activity. NCBI's taxonomy places the organism in Eukaryota, Metazoa, Arthropoda, Insecta, Hemiptera, Aphididae. The coding region runs from base 1 to 447 and encodes 148 amino acids. Gene Ontology annotation, biological process: intracellular signal transduction; protein phosphorylation.